AUCUUUUGAGUGGCAGUUGAAUGGAUGUCGCCAAGAGUUGGGGUGGGGGGCCUGAGAGAUGAAUCUUGAGGUUUCUGGACCAUGGUUUACGGAGUAGGCUCCCAGAGUGGGUAUCCAACCAUAGUGGGUCCCUCGACUCCUUCUAGCACCAGCUCACUGCUAAUUUGAUGUUUACACCGGAAAUUCGAGUUCGUGGGGAAUACCCUAUUUGCAGGCAAUAGGGUGACUGAAAUGCUUUAGUUCCUUUCUAUUUCGUUAAGGAACACAUUUCUGUUCCAAUCUGUGGUACCUUGAAUUUUAGUUUGCAGAGGAGCUAUUACGAGUGUUGUAACCAGAGAAAAUUGGCAACCGUUUCACCAGCUCUGAAUCACCUUCAACCGUACUUCUGCGUUCGAGUGCUGCAAUUUGUGAUAGAAAUCCCCGAUUAGGAAUUCUUUGCUCCCGCACAGUUUACCAUUGAUGGGAUGAUUUUGACCGAAUGACGACGACGACGGAAAAUCUAUGGAACAACUACGCUAGGAUUCAAGAUAUUUUUGAGGAGGGACGUUGAUACGAUUGUUUAGGAGUUCCGCGGAGAAGUUCUCAAUGGGAUUCGUAAACCUGUUCGUUGUUGCGUUGAUGCCAGUCCUCAAAACGCUCCUGAUCACUGGUGUUGGAUUAUUGCUUGCAAUAGACCGUAUAGGUCUCUUAGGGCCGGAUGCAAGGCAUAUUUUGAACAACAUUGUGUUUUUUGUGUUCACUCCUGCACUCAUGGUUAGCAACUUGUCAGAGACUAUUACAUUUCAGGGCCUGAUCACUCUGUGGUUCAUGCCAGUGAAUAUCCUUCUCACAUUUAUUAUUGGCUCAACACUUGCAUGGAUACUUGUUAAAAUAACCAGAACUCCUAGACAUCUACAUGGCCUUGUAAUCGGUUGCUGUUCUGCAGGAAAUUUGGGAAACUUGCUUCUGAUUAUUGUUCCAGCAGUUUGUGAUGAAACAAAUAGCCCAUUUGGAGAUUCAUCUACUUGCUCGACAAAUGGUGAAGUUUAUGCUUCACUUUCUAUGGCGGUUGGUGCGAUUUAUAUAUGGUCUUAUGUAUAUACGAUCAUGCGGAUAUUUGCAAAUAAAAGCAUCGGAGAACCGUCAAAAACAUUUUCAGAGACUUGUACGGUAUCACUACUUCCUUCAAGCGACUGUCCAAGCUUUGAUGACCAUUCAGAUCAAGUUGAACUGCCUCUCAAUCUAUCUGGGGGAGAAGUGAAGGCAACGAUACUUAAUCAGAUUAUUGAGCGCAUUAAGAUGUAUGCGGAGCACAUCAAUCUGAAAAUGUUGGUCGCGCCGUCUACAAUUGGUGUGGCUGUUGGGUUGAUCAUCGGAAUAGUUUCUCCAAUAAGGAAGCUAAUGAUUGGUGACAGUGCUCCUCUUCGCGUGAUCACUAGCUCUGCGUCUCUGCUUGGGGAGGCAACUAUUCCAUCUAUGACUUUGAUAGUGGGAGCAAACUUGCUUAAUGGGUUGAGACGAUCUGAAGUAAGUUUGCUACUUACUGUAGGUGUUAUGGCAGUAAGGUAUAUUGCAUUGCCGCUUUUGGGUAUUCUUGUCGUUAAAGCGGCAUAUAUGUGGGGCAUGGUUGGAUCAAACUCAUUAUACCAAUUUAUUUUAAUGCUUCAAUAUGCACUUCCACCUGCAAUGAGUAUCGGUACGAUUACCCAACUGUUUGGGGCUAGUGAGUGUGAAUGUUCUGUUAUCAUGCUAUGGUCAUAUGUUGCAGCUUUAUUCUCUAUUACACUAUGGUCAACCUUCUACAUGUGGAUUGUCUCAUAAACCCUAUUCUAUAUUUGUUAUAUACAACUGUGUCAUUCACUCCAAACCUGAGACAUACCUUAUACAGCCAGCGUCAAGUAUAAGCAUAGCAGUGGUUGGAGUUGUUUACCUGUGACUACUACACUGUUACAAUUCACUGUGUCAAUUACAUUCAAAGGGUGAGGUGAGAAUGCUUUCUUGUUAAGAAUAUUUAUUGGACAUUAUUUCUUCAUUUUGAUUGUAUUGUUAAUAAUUCUUAAUUUUAAUGCAUGUGUUGAAAAAUCA
This is a messenger RNA of Carya illinoinensis, 2064 nucleotides long. RefSeq names its product protein PIN-LIKES 3-like. Gene Ontology annotation, biological process: endoplasmic reticulum to cytosol auxin transport. Gene Ontology annotation, cellular component: membrane. The record is from RefSeq and is a predicted model, not a curated record. The transcript is spliced from 14 exons. Bases 586 to 1800 code for a protein of 404 amino acids. NCBI's taxonomy places the organism in Eukaryota, Viridiplantae, Streptophyta, Magnoliopsida, Fagales, Juglandaceae.